AUGCCCGGUAAACCAAACAUAAACAUGAAGAAAUGCAAUUCAGAAAGAAGUGGCGGACACACUGUUAGCAAAAGAGGGACCACUUCAAAUUGCAGUCUAUGUUCCCAAGAAGGUCAUAACAAUGGGAUAUGUCCACUCAACCAGGUUAAUGCAGUUGAUGAUGUUUGUCUAUUUGAUUACCACGUGCUAUUUGAUGCAGAAGUAGGUGCGAGACAUAGAACUUUUGAGGAGGUUGGAGGUGAUGGAGAAGUAGGUGAGGGAUAUGGGGCUGAUGAGGAGGUUGGAGGUGAUGCAGAAGUUGGUGAGGGACAUGGGGUUUCCGAGGAUGUUGGUGAGGGACAUGGACAUAUGGCUGAUUUAAAACUGGGUGAUGAGCAAGUGGGUGAUGAACAAGUGGUUGAUUUAGAAGUGGGUGAUAUUGGAGGUGUGGCUGAUUUGCAAAAUACUGGGAAUUAG
Messenger RNA from Lactuca virosa, 456 nucleotides. The record is from the annotation of a GenBank genome assembly. Lineage: Eukaryota; Viridiplantae; Streptophyta; Magnoliopsida; Asterales; Asteraceae.